Molecule: messenger RNA, 777 nt
Organism: Oppiella nova
Lineage: Eukaryota; Metazoa; Arthropoda; Arachnida; Sarcoptiformes; Oppiidae
Source: the annotation of a GenBank genome assembly
GUGUUUUGCAGCGAAAUCUUCCAUAAAGUGAAUGAAUGGUUGAGCGAUAAUCCCAAAUGGGAAGUGAAAACAGCCGAGACAUUGAUUUAUGACUCGACCACCGGUUUUGGCCAAAAGUUGCCGUUUUUCGCCGGAAAAUUAGUGAAACGCAAUCUACGAGGAGUCAGAUAUCCCUUUCCUUUCCGGACGUGUGUAUCCAUCAGAUUAUGGCUAAUACCGCGAUUACAUCAGCGAAGUACACCGCAAAAGAUCGGUUGCAUUAAUGUUGUGCCGAGACUUAAGAUCACAAACAAUAACACAAAUGGUGUCAUAUAUAGCCCCGAAAUAUUUAUCAACGAUAGCGCUGGAAGUGGUGGCACCGAUGGCACUGAUGGUGAGGUCGCCGAUAAGGGCCCUCCAUCUCCAUCUCCCUCGCCCUCCACUCCGACAAACACGAGUAGCACUCAGUCAUCAUUCCUAUCGUCAAAACCAAUAUACGAGACGUUGGAUGAGAUGCUGGUGCGGGUGAAUGAGUUAUUUGCCAAAAAGCCCAUCAAUGGCCGAGUAUUAAGUGUGGAAACGGUGCCCAUACCUGUCGAGUGUAACAACUGGUCGGUGGACACGGAGCAGUCCUACUGGUCCGAUGAGCACCAGAAAAAUAAUAACACGGUCUUCAUAUUGCGGAUAUAUUUUGAAUACGGAAAUACGACCAGGGAACAGUUGGAAAUUAUCGAUUUCAUACCCAGAGUCCAGAUAUGGGACGCGCCGUUAGCUGUGCCCAUAUACGAGUCCUUUUCC